UGCUUUCUACGGGGACUUUUGCUUCUGAUGCCAGGAUUCUGAAGAUUUACUUUUUUACUUGGCUUACUGGAAGAUGACCAAAUGAUAUCAUUAAUGAAUCCUUCAGGACGUUGGUGAUCGUUGUAUCAUGGGUGAAUGCUGCCAUGGACAACUGCAGAUGCUCUUUUGUGAAACACCACAAACAGUUAAUGCACCUUAUAAAGGACUCCUGACCUUUUGCAGCUUCAUAACUCAUAUCUAGAUGUCACCAGUGUUUCCCAUGUUAACAGUUCUGAGCAUGUUUUACUAUAUGUGCCUUCGGCGUCGAGCUAGGACAGCUACAAGAGGAGAAAUGAACAGCCGGAGAGCUAUUGAAUCAAAUACCCGAGCCUUACCUAUCAAUGUUGAAAUCGUUCAGUAUGCCAAAGAAGUGCUGGAUUUCAGCUCUCAUUAUGGUAGUGAAAACAGCAUGUCGUAUACCAUGUGGAACUUAGCAGGUAUUCCAAAUGUGUAUCCUAGUUCUGGUGACUUUACUCAGACUGCUGUGUUUCGAACUUACGGGACCUGGUGGGAUCAUUGCCCUAGCGCUCGGUUGCCGUUCAAGAGGAUCCCACCUACCUUUUGUAGCCAGGACUAUGUAGAACUCGCUUUUGAGGAACCGGUUUAUCCCACAGCAGUGCAUAUUCUGGAAACGUAUCAUCCUGGAGCUGUAGUUAGGAUUUUGGCAUGCUCUGCAAAUCCUUAUUCACAAAAUCCACCAGCUGAAGUAAGAUGGGAAAUUCUUUGGUCUGAGGCACCUACAAAGGUGAAUGGUCCCCAGGCUCGGCAGUUUACACCUUGUAUCAAACAGAUAAACUUUCCCACAAACUUAAUUCGCCUGGAAGUCAACAGUUCUCUUCUGGACUAUUACACUGAAUUAGAUGCAGUAGUACUACAUGGUGUGAAAGAGAGACCUAUGCUUUCACUUAAGACUUCAAUGAUUGAUAUGAAUGAUAUUGAUGAGGAUGAAGAUGAAGAGAAGUAUGGCUGUGGAAUGGACACUCUUAAUAAACAGUUCAGCGUUGUUACCCUCAGGGAGUGGCCGACUAAUGGAUAUUUUGAUAAACUGCCUUAUGAGCUCAUCCAGUUGAUUUUGAGUCACCUCACAGUACCAGACCUGUGUAGACUAGCACAAACUUGUAAGCUACUAUAUCAACAUUGCUGUGAUCCUCUACAGUACAUUCAUCUCAGUUUACAACCUUACUGGGCAAGAAUUAAUGACACAUCUCUGGAAUACCUACAGUCUCGCUGCACUCUCAUCCAGUGGCUGAAUUUAUCUUGGACUGGAAACAGGGGAGCCAUCUCUGUUUCUGGAUUUAGCAGGUUCUUGAAAGUUUGUGGCUCUGAGCUAGUGCGCCUUGAAUUGUCUUGUGGUCAUUUCCUCAAUGAAACAUGUUUGGAGGUCAUUACUGAACUGUGUCCAAAUCUUCAGGAACUAAAUCUUUCAUCAUGUGAUAAGAUACCACCUCAAGCUUUCAACCACAUAGCCAAAGUGGGCAGCCUUAAGCGUCUCAUUCUUUACCGAACGAAAGUGGAGCAAACAGCCCUGCUCAGCAUCCUGAAUUUCUGUUCAGAGCUUCAGCACCUCAGUCUGGGUAGCUGUGUCAUGAUUGAAGACUAUGAUCUUAUAGCAAGUAUGAUGGGAGCAAAAUGCAAAAAACUUCGCAGUCUGGAUUUGUGGAGAUGUAAAAACAUAACUGAAAGCGGAAUAGCAGAAUUGGCUUCAGGCUGCCAGCUUUUGGAAGAACUUGAUCUUGGCUGGUGCCCUACAUUACAGAGCAGUACAGGUUGUUUCACAAACCUUGCACGUAAACUUCCAAACUUGCAAAAGCUCUUUCUUACAGCCAACAGAUCUGUGUGUGACACAGACAUUGAAGAGCUUGCUGCUAACUGUACUCGUUUACGGCAGCUGGAUAUAUUGGGAACAAGGAUGAUGUAGUGAUGUUUUACAGUCCAGCCUAAACGACAACAGAUAAAUGCAAGAACCUUCCACCUGAACUUAUAGCAGAAACGAAAGAGAAAAUUACCAGCUGCUUAUUGGUAUUGGAUAUAAAGUUUGAGCCAGGUACUUAGUGUCAUAACUGAUAACUUGUAGAAAAGUCCAAAGCAAUUUUCUUUUCAAAUUUCUCUCAUGGUCAGGAUUGUGUUGGUUUGUGAUACAUCUGCUUAUCAUGAGAAGUACCAUAAAAAUCAGUAUUUAAGAUAAUGCAUUGGCAACUGCAAAUCUGCUAUCAAGUGUAAAAGCAAACAUUUUUGUUCAGUAAAAUAGCAAUGAACAUAGAGUGUUUGUGAAACAAGGGCAAUAUGAUUUGGUGACUUACUAGUUUAAGGUAUUUGUUUCGUUUCCUGUUCUUUCCGAGAGAGAUGAUAGCUCCAAGUACUAUUGCAAUAUCUCUCUCUCUCCUUAACACUGUUUAGCCUUUGGAGAAGGAAGGCUGUGUUUAUGGACAAAUUCCAGAGCUUUCUUUGUCUUCCUCUUGCACUUCCUUUGAUGAAGUUUUCCUCUCUCUUUUUUUUUUUUUUGUUCUCCUCCAAAACCAUGCUGAAAGUAUGUUGCUAUUUACAACUUAAGUUUAUAACUGUACAUUGUUGGUGAAUGUGGACCAUGAAGCAUGGCCUGUCAUUUGAGAUUGCCAUCAAGGUAGUAAUACUGGAGAGACAUAUUUGUGAUUAUCUACUGGGAGAACAGGCAGAACGUUUUAUCUGGCAAAAGAACCUUGCUACACUGAAGAUCACUGGCAAAGAAUACUUCAGUUUAUGCAGUAAAUAACUGUCCACUCAUAGAGGAGUGCUACGAAUCAUUGAGGAUUUGGCAAAAUAUGUGACUCUUGAAUGAAUGCUUUGAACUCUUUUGUGCUGGUGCCAAUACUUUAUAAACCACAUCAUGAGACAGCUACAGAACACUUAUCUGAUUUUUAUAAAAAGACCUUUUUUUCCGAUUUUAGAAUUUACAGAAACUUUUGAGAAUUCCAGAUCCAAAGAAGGGCAUGCACAGAUGUCUUCCCUCCCCCCCACCUCCCCACCCUCUUCUUCCUUCUCUCCACACAGAUGGCACUGGGAUUUCCAGCUAGGUUAUGCCAUUCCAUUUUUUUCCCCCAGAAACCUGGAGAUUCUUAGAAAUCUUUAAAUUUGGUUUUUGGUUUUUUUUUUUUUCUUCCCCACUGACAUAUGUCUGCUUUGGAGUGAUUCUGUGCGAGACCUCAUUUCUUUCUGUCAGGUUUGGGUUGAUUUAUGUUUCUGGGAAACUUUUAGUAUUAUUUUUUUAUCUACAGGUAAUAUUAUCCAUAGUAACUGAGGAUUCAACGUUAUUAUCCUAGUUAUAGGAGAAUGCAGGUUGAGACAAUGGGAGUUUACAAAUACCAAUAUUUUAAAAUAAAUGUUUUUUUGUUGUGAAAUUUCACUUCUCAGGGUGCAUCUGUAUUUUUAUCUCCUUUUUUCUUAAAGAUGCUUCUUGUUUGUUUUUCACUGUAAGUGGUGUGGGAUGUGGAUGAAGUGAUAUCCGUUGUGCCUUCAAACUGGUAAAGUAGGUGAAUAGCAUAGUUUUACUUCUGCAGCGUCAGUGAACUGUAUAAAAAAUAUUUUUGCAGUCAUGUCUGUAUAAAGGAUAUUAUUCUGCGUUGCUGUUUAGGAGGUAUAAAGGAGGUUUAAAUUGGCAUUUUGUUGUUCGUACUAAAGGAUUUGUUUCUUAUUUUGUGCCUUCUGUUUGAAAUUCUGUUUGUCAGGAUUUCUGUACUGUAACUCUAUUGUCAAGUGUGACAGUAUGUCAGUGUGACGAUUCUGUAUUGUCGCACUGUAGGAUUAAUUGAAAUCUGCUUUUUAUUUAGACUAUUUAAUACGUAGCUAUUGCUAAUGUGUAAUUAAUUCAAACGGCUGAAAAAUAUUUGGGGGAAGAGACAGCUUUGUCUGUAGUUCCAUACUUUAAUCUUCAAUCAGUGGGUAAAAAGCUCUUUUACCUGUGGCUUUAUACCUCCAAGAAGUCUUCCAGCAAAGAGAAUAGAGACCAGGUUUGACAUUCCUGAUGUUUUCAAGAUUAAAAAAAAAAAAAAGUUUUUAGACCUUCCUUGUACAUCGUAAAGAAGCAAGAAUAGGUCACUGCCUUUUAGUUCUGUUAUUUUGUACAUAUAUACAUGCUUGUGUGUAUACAUAUGUAUAAAUAUUUAUACAUAUAUAGAUAUGAAUUGCUUUA
This is a messenger RNA of Struthio camelus australis, 4204 nucleotides long. The record is from RefSeq and is a predicted model, not a curated record. NCBI's taxonomy places the organism in Eukaryota, Metazoa, Chordata, Aves, Struthioniformes, Struthionidae.